AUGAGCUCUUUUGAUAUACAGUAUGUGUGCAGAGGCUACAGUUAUCUCUUCCCUCGAGUUGAAUUAAGGUGAGUUUUAGAACGUUGCUUGUUCGUUUGCAGUUCUACUGAAUUCGUAGAAAAUAUUGCUGAUCAAGCUGUGCAUUUAAUUGACAAUGGGCCCUGUGAUCUAUGUUUACGUCACAUAGAUGAAAGGUACCUCCAGUUUCAACGUUUUUUCUUUUGUUUAAAAAUAUGAUAACAAUAAUAAAAAAGACAUCAAGCUGUUGUUGCAGGAUAAGAGAUCGUUAAGAGAAUUCCUAUUCAGAGAUCACAAGGCCCAUACAAUGGAUUAUGACACUUAAUUAUUAUUAUUUUUAAGCUUAUUCUUAUUUAUUUUUGCCAGUGUUGGCCGGAACUCCUCUUCUUUGACAACACUACCUGUUAUUCCAGUCUUAUGCCAUUUCACCAUACUAAGUGACUACCAAGAGAAUGGGCAAAUUCUGUAUUGCAAUGUACAAUCCCAGUUUGAAAUGGACUAUUGCAUAAUUGAUAUCAGCACUCCCCCUUAGCUUCGUUAAGGAAGUGAGCAAAGAUCAAUGGAAUUCUCUAGGGGUAUAUUGUAAUAGUUUUGGAAGUCCUUGAAGAAUAGUCUUAAACAUUGGAGUUAUUCAGGGUAAACAAAGAAUUCAUGGAAUUUUAUUAAGAAAAAAAGGUACUGUUCAAUAAGUUCCCCAGGGGUAAAUUCAUAUCUUAAGGAAGUCUCCCGGGUGAAUGCAGUCUAAUAGAAUUCGUCAGGAGUAAGAAGGAAGUUUAUUAUAUGUUGUCAACCGGGAAGAGGGUGUGGCUAUUAAAUGUGAUAGCCCAAUUUUUUACUGCCAUAAUGAAGGAGGACAAAGCACACACAAUGACUGCACGCAACAGCUUGCAAGGACUGGACAAAGCAAACAUGAUGUGAUUUUAUUUAGUUGGAUAGUAAACCUUUUAUUCAAUGGUUUACAAUGUAAAAGUAUAAUGGACAUGGGUGUUUUGCCCAUUGCUCGCCUAUACAUGAAACCAUCCAACACAUGAUUGAUAGAAUUCACAUAAAAAAAGUUAUUCAAAAUAACUAAGAAUCACGAAUCACCAGUGCCACUAACAAAAGGAGGGAUAGAACAAUCUGUUAGUAUGCCAAGUUGUGACGGUUUCUUUUUGCAUUACCUUGUAUUAAUUUGGUUUUUUCUGGCUUGACUGUUCAUUAGCGACAGGCAUGUGUCUCAUUGUUUGUGAUAAAUAAACAAUUUUUUUCCUCUGAAAGGAUUCAUCAAAGAGAAUAGAUUCUCCUAAGGCUUAAAAUUCACAUCCAAUUUCUUUCUUAGAUCCUUGGAAGUUAUAAAAAUUGGCAAUUUCUUCAUCUCUAAGUUAUUAUUUUUUUUUGGUAACAGCUGAAAAAAAAGUUCUGUCUCUGCUGUUUAUUGAACUGAUCAAACCAGAGAAAGAAGCUUUCAAUGUAUGUCAAGUUUUAAAUUGACACAAUAUUUCUAGUACCACCACAAUAACCUAAUCAAUACUUUGUUACAGGUGUAAUUGUUAUUUUAUAUUAAUGUAAUAUAAGGUUUCUUGAAAGAAUAAUUGCUUCAACUACCGUAAAAAGGGUGAAGGUUUUUGCUCACAGCAGGAAGACUUGUUUUGAUAUCACAUGAGUUUAAGUGUUUGUGUUUUUCUGGUUGCAUUCAAAGCACAACCAUUUUGUUGUUGGAUGGAAUGCAGAUUCAGGGAUAUUAGCACAAUCUGGAUGGUACCACUCACAGCAUCCACAACACUUGACAUAAGCAGCGUUGUUGUUAGGCAAUCACCAUGGGCAGUAAAUAGUUACAUUUUUGCCUACCACAGGAUGAACAAGCUCAACUGUAUCAUCAGUUGGUGGGAACUCGGUCAUCCUCCAGGCAAGGCUCCAGGCAAUCAACAAGGUGCUGGCGCAUGGCUCUCUGGUCAUCUCUUGGUGGUGGGGUCACCACCAUGGCAUAG
Porites lobata is the source of this 1985-nucleotide messenger RNA. The record is from the annotation of a GenBank genome assembly. Lineage: Eukaryota; Metazoa; Cnidaria; Anthozoa; Scleractinia; Poritidae.